Danaus chrysippus (African queen) is the source of this 996-nucleotide messenger RNA. NCBI's taxonomy places the organism in Eukaryota, Metazoa, Arthropoda, Insecta, Lepidoptera, Nymphalidae. The record is from the annotation of a GenBank genome assembly.
CUGGGGAAAUCCCAUGAUGACAUAGUGACAUCGCUCCCAAAAGAUGAAGAUGCCCCCGAGCUAGAGUCACGACUUCAAUUCCAUAAGCAAUUUAUGAUAGGAGCGCAAAGUAACAGAGCGGGGUUAGGAUCAAAUAGGAAAGUCCAAGAUGCGGAUAUAUUGAAGUCUUUUAUUCGGCAAGACGAGAAUGAUAAAUAUAAGAUCCAUGCAAUGAAUUUAGAAAUGCAGAACGAGUGGCUAGACAUAGGAGAUUUUUGCAUCCCAUUAGCAUUAAAAUGGCGCACUUUAAUUUAUGAUUGGUCGCCAGCAUUGCUAAAAUUCUAUCUCAAUGCGUUCCAGAUGACUCUCCCAGAUCAGAGUAAUUUAGUAAGAUGGGGUAAAAGUACCGAAAAAACUUGCUAUAUCUGUGGAAAGGCAGUUGGAACUGCUAAGCAUCUCUGCUGGUGGGAUGUAAGUCUUUCGGUAGCCAGAGCGCAAAAGGGAAUAACCACAAACGAACGAUCAGUAGGUUUUGUGAGAGAAGGCACUAGGGCUACAAAAUCAAACGUCAAGCCUUACUCCAUCCUUAAAGCGGCGUCGGAUUGGACUAUAAUGAUGGACACGUAUGAAAAACAAUAUAAAAUCCCCGAGGAUAUUUGUGCGUCGGCCUCCAGACCGGAUAUAUUUUUGUUUUCGCGAAUUUUAAAGCGCGUAGUGAUGAUAGAGCUUACGGUCCCUUGGGAAACCAACAUCCCCAAAGACCAUACCAUCAAGGUCAACAAAUAUUACGAGCUCACAAACGAACUCACUCGAAAUAGGUUCGUAGUAGAUUUGUACGCGGUAGAGGUGGGAGCGAGAGGUAUAACAGCGAAAUCUCUCUAUAACCUACUAAAGGACUUGGGCUUGUCCAGAACUCACAUUAAUGCAUUCUUGGAACGUAUAUCGAAGGCAGCCCUAGUAGGUUCUUUUCAAAUUUGGUUGGACAGUGGAGGUGAUCGUAUAACGCGCGUUAGUUAA